This is a messenger RNA of Calidris pugnax (ruff), 4947 nucleotides long. It is a transcript of the gene GEN1, whose product is annotated as GEN1, Holliday junction 5' flap endonuclease. Lineage: Eukaryota; Metazoa; Chordata; Aves; Charadriiformes; Scolopacidae. The transcript is spliced from 14 exons. The coding region runs from base 174 to 3026 and encodes 950 amino acids. The record is from RefSeq and is a predicted model, not a curated record. Gene Ontology annotation, molecular function: four-way junction DNA binding; 5'-flap endonuclease activity.
UUCAGGAGGGCGGAGCCGCCCGCCGGGGCUGAGGAGCGGGCGGGCGAGGAGAUCUCCUCCCCUUUUCCCUAUCCGCGGGAGUUAACGGCUGGGCCUGCUCGGGUCUGCCCGAGUCUCUUGGGGCUCAAACCGGGAUCUAAAAUCUUCACGCUGACAACAAAGAAGCUAGAACAAUGGGAGUGACUAAUCUGUGGCAAAUCCUUGAACCUGUGAGGCAACCUGUCAACUUGAGCAGUCUCAAUGGAAAAACACUUGCUGUUGAUUUAAGUCUGUGGGUUUGUGAAGCACAGACCGUUAAAAAGAUGAUUGGAGUAGUUACCAAGCCACAUCUGAGAAACCUAUUUUUUCGGGUCUCGUUCUUUACCUCAAUGGGAAUUAAACUAGUGUUUGUCAUGGAAGGAGAGGCCCCCAAAUUGAAAGCAGACACUAUGAGUAAAAGGAACGAAAUGCGCUAUGGACCUUCGAAGAACGUUGGAUCUACAAGAACAGGGAGAUCUUUAUUUAAAUCCAUUUUAAAAGAGUGUCUCGAGCUGCUGGAGUGUUUAGGUGUCCCGUGGGUUCAAGCAGCCGGGGAAGCGGAGGCAAUGUGUGCCUACCUGAAUGCAAAAGGACAUGUUGAUGGCUGCAUUACCAAUGAUGGAGAUGUCUUCUUGUAUGGAGCUCAAACAGUUUACAGGAACUUUGCCAUGAAUGCUAAGGAUCCGCUUCUUGACUGUUACACAAUGUCCUCUAUUAAAGAGAAGCUUGGUUGUGACAGAGAGUCUUUGAUUGGUCUAGGGAUUCUUCUGGGUUGUGAUUAUCUUCCAAAGGGUGUUCCAGGAGUUGGUAAAGAACAAGCUUUAAAGUUAAUUGAGACUUUGCGAGGUCAAAACUUAUUGCAAAGGUUUGAGCAAUGGAAAGAACAAUUUCAUUUUGAUAAUAAUCCACCUUUGGUUGUUAAAAGAGUAACUCACUGUUCUGAGUGCCAUCAUCCAGGCUCUUACAAGGAACACGAGCGCAGUGGGUGCACGUUCUGUGAAAGCACUAGAUCCUGCAAACCCAGUGACUCCAAAUGCUGCUGCCCUUGUGAGUGGCAUCAGUUGGAGCGAAUGAGACAAGCGAGAGCAGUGGAGGACAGUAUCAGAAAAAAAGCCAACAGUUGUGAGGGCUUUCCAUUCUCUGAGGUUAUCCAAGAAUUUCUUGUAAACAAGAAUAAAUUGAUGAAGAUAAAGGAAUGCCAAAGGCCAAAUUUAUUGUCAUUUCAGAUCUUUGCUUCUGAGAAGAUGGAAUGGGACAAACAUUAUGCUUGUAAGAAACUGCUGACACUACUGACACAUUAUGAUAUGAUCCAGAGAAAAGCUGGAUUCAUUGAUUCAAAACAACUGCAGGCAAUACGGAUAGCCAAGACACGUGUUAAAAAUGGAAUUCCUUGUUUUGAAAUUGAGUGGCAAAAACCAGAACAUUAUGUUGAUGCAGAAGAUGAGCCUGCAGGGUUGUUUGUCGUCACAGUAGAAGAGGAGUCUUUGUUUCAGGCUGCUUAUCCUGAUGUUGUUGCCCUUUAUCAACUGGAGAAGUCAGAAGUUCUGAAGAAGAAACAGAAAAGCAGGAAAGACAGACCAAAAGAAAAGGAAUUACCAGAGGUUUAUGAUGAAGUUAUCGAUCUUCUGUCUCACUUGAAUUUAAAAUCUAGAUGUGGAAUUCCUCCUGUGCCAGUCCCCAUAUCAGAUACAAAAACUCCUGCAGAAGAUCAGAUCCACCAGAGAAGUACUGAGUCAAAAGUUCUGGUGUCAGCUGUGGCUCCCUGCAGAACUACUGUUCAAAUGGCAGCAGCAGCAGCUGCUCGUCCUCCGACUGCAUCCCCUCACUCCCUCUCGCAGAGAACCUUGGCUGACUCCUCUGUAUUGCCAGCACAAUUUACUGAAAAUUCAGGGGUAUCAUCCCCUUCCUCUGCAACAGCUGAUUUACAACUGAGCAGUAUUGAUUGGGCAGGAACCUCCUUCAGCGCUUCAUCAGCCCACGAGGAUGAUCCAGCAGCUGACUGUAUAUACAUAAAAACCUCGUAUCCACUAGGUCAUGAAACAGUAAGAAACAGCUCAGAAUAUUCUGAUGCUGGGCAGUCUGAUCAGCAUCAUUCUGCAAAUGAUUUGGUGUCUGAUGAUGCUGUGGGUCAAAUGGAGAAGUGGUCUUUAAGUGAGCGAAUACUUAAGAAGACUUCCAUUCCGUCAAAGCCUUUGUUGUCUGAAGAUGUAAUGCAACUGGAGUCUUUGAAAUGUUUUAAACAAACAAAAGAAACAUUGAAUCAUGAUAAAUAUAUUAUCUCUUCCUCAUGUCAGUCAAUUAAACUAAUGCAGGAGAGUAAAAAUGUGCUAUCAGAAGACUAUUCAAGGGAAUCCAGCAUGCACAUUUAUCAACAUCAGUACAAAAAAGCUGACAGCCUGGCCGAAAUGAUGCAAAAAGACCAUAAUCUAAACAGUUCAACACCUCUCGCCCUCAGUGGGCAAACUACAGAGACUCUGCAUCCUGGGUGUGAAAUGCUUCCAGUGUCUCAAAAGCCAGCAGAUGUUGUAACUGGCUGUCACGUUAAAAAACCGUGUACUCAAACUGCUUGGAAAACUUCUUUUAAAAGGAGUGUGUGUCAGAGCAGAUGUUCUUCUAGUGAAGACAGUGAUGAUGACAAUAUGAAUAAAAAACGUAUUUAUAAGCAGCAGAACAGUCAAGUGAACCCCGGUCAGUCUAAAAAACAUCUCACAAAGGAAAGGAGCGAUGCUGUUACCAGCAAAAGAACAAACAGUGACUCAGUCCUUAUAAUUAAAGAGAAGAAGAAAGAGACUAAUUUAAAAAAAAAUGGUGAUAGUUUGUCAUUGCAAGGAUCUCCAAAACCACCCUCUGAAGGGGAAGUGAAUUGUUUCCAAAGUCCAGAGCAAGCGCCUGAGAGGUCGGGUUCUGGUCCCACGCAGCAGACUGAAAGUGCUGUUCUGACUUAUGCCUGGGCAGACAGUCCCCUUCCCCUGUCUGAAAGACUGAAAAGAAGAAUGAAAAUCAAUUAGGUUCUCCAUAAAAUUAUGAUAACAAUUAACCCUGAACCUUCUGUUCUUACAGAGCGCUUUCUCAAAACGUCUGCAGUGUGCUCUGUCAGUUCUAAGUGGACAUAGUUUUGAUGAAUAAGAAGUGCUCUGGAAAACCUCAUACUGGUGCUGAAGUUUGAAACAAAUACUAGCACAAGUACUAAAUAGCUGAUUAUAGGCAAGUGCUAGUUAUUCUGGACUUGGUUACACUCUGAACUUGAUACGUAAGCAUCAGGGUAUGGUGUACAAGGUAGCAAGAGGGUUUAUUUGUGAAAUGAGCAAGGGUUUUUUCCCCAGCCAAUUGUGAGGAUUUUGUGUACAGCUAUUAGUCCUUCUGCUUAUAAAAACAGACUUAUUAAAAUAGUGCCUGCACUGCAGUUGGAUGGUCUUAGUAAGACAAAGUGAUACGGCUCUUUCCACCCAAAAAUUUUCCACUCUGCUCCACUAACUUAAUUUUGCUAGUUUUAAAAUGGGUUUUCAAAUCAUGGGAUGCUGGAUGUGUUGAUUAUCUCUGAAGAGCCCAAUAGAGAUAUGCAGCAGAUGUACCUUGCAGGGUAGCUAAAUUUCAGUUUGCCCUGCCCUACAGUAAACUGUUGUUUUGAGUGUGUGCAUCCUCCAAAGAAUGCAGUAAGCCACGUAAGGAUAUUCUGGUUUUGUAGCUGUCGCAUCUAGUAUUUAGGGAAAUCUGGUGGCUGUUUAGAGGUUGGGGCUUUUUUUUUUUUUCUUAAAAAUAUAUAUAAUAUAUAUAGAUAAUACAGUCUGUGAUUAGCCAAAAUGGCAAUUCCUUAUUUUCCUCUUUGGCCAGAUGGAGAAAGUUUAUUUGCAAAUGAGACAUGUAUUAUGGAAAUGAGCAAAAAAAAUCCAAACUAUUGGAAACUUAUUUUCAGUUUUGAAGAUGGUCUCUCUUUCUGGAGGUUUUUAACCACCCAGCUGAUGUGAGAGGGUGCUAGAAAAAUAGAAUUGCUGUGGAGAGUAAGAGUAGCAGUCACCUGGGGACCAUAAAUGGAGAGAGAUUCCUUAUGCAGUGGUCAGGAAUUAAGAGAUCAGACCCUUUUUUGUGGAAAAAUAUUUUUAUUGGUUAUGUAUGAGUCUUUUCCUUGCUGCUGAUUUUGAAUACUGGAUGUUGGAAUUGAAGAGUUUGAAUUUUCGUUAAUUAAAAAUGCUAAUAUAAUGUAAAAGACCUCACUUUUGUUUGCUCCCAGUGUAUGAGAAUGUGCUCUUUUAUUUGAGAUGUCAUAAAAUUUGACACAUAGUGUGUGGGGGGCUGUAUUUUAGGGUUUUAUUUAUUAUCAGAGGAAAGAGUGGCUUUUGAAGGGUUUUCUAUUUGUUUUCCAAAUCUGGCUGGAUGACUGCCUUAAUGAAUGAUUCGCUGAAAAUACUGUGCCAGAAUUAUGAUAAACUCAUUUUUUUGCAGAUGAUGGAAACUAGAAAUGAGAUACUAAGAACUGCAGAAGGAGGGGGGGAAGAUUAUGUUGCUGAUUAUUGCUACAAGUACGUCUGGUUUCAGAAACACAGUUCAAGCCUGAAAAGCAGAAAAAUAUCUGGUUUUUUUCAUUUGCACUGCAUCUCAAUUUUGCACAAGUUACCUACUACUGCUUUAGAAGCAGCAAUAGAUGUGAAAACAACCCUAUAGGAUGCCCUCUCUCGUUUAAGCUGUAACUGCUCAUUGCAGCAGAUAAAACAAGAAAUUUAUCCUUGGGGGUGACUGUUGCUUGAAUUAAACUUGUUAUUCAUUACAGAAGGGAAAUUACAGUUUUUAAAGUGUUUUGAUUUCUUAUCUUUCUGUAAUUUACUCAGUCUAAGUUCUUUGGAACUGUUUUUACCCUGCCAAAGCUGGCUGUUUUGCAACCUCUCACACUCGUGAAGAAAACGGUUAAAUAAAUCGAGUGGGUGUAACACAUAA